This is a messenger RNA of Kockovaella imperatae, 1820 nucleotides long. RefSeq lists its product as hypothetical. NCBI's taxonomy places the organism in Eukaryota, Fungi, Basidiomycota, Tremellomycetes, Tremellales, Cuniculitremaceae. The transcript is spliced from 2 exons. The record is from RefSeq and is a predicted model, not a curated record. Bases 100 to 1782 code for a protein of 560 amino acids.
GUGACAAUUACGUAAUUGGCUGCUCGGUAGGCUAAGCAUUUUGCGAGCCGAAGAUCAUAAUUUUGGAAUCUUCAGCUUUCAACAAUCGCGAGGGACACGAUGCUCAGAGCCAUCGCGUUGAGAUUGGGACGAGCGGCAGGUCCGUCUUCUCUGUCCUGUCAGCGGGCUGCUUCUAUAUCACAUCGGAAUGAACCCCCAGCUCUCACCCGUGGUGUAUCACUGUGGAGCAGUGAGCAUGCAGAUCGCGAACACCCUCCUCACUUGGACUUCGGUUUUCGGCGACAGUCUGAACAACGAGGUCCCGACUUCGGCGAGAACAGGCGCCAUGGAGGAUCAGCUAUGGGAGGGUCGAGUGGUAAGGCAAGAUUCGGUAUACGAAACACUUCCGAAGUCGACCAAGGCUUGAAAGUCGAGGACACUUGGAUUCAUGCGACCGAAAGAGGUUCCGACCAGCCUAUGUACGGUCGAAUCAUACCUCCGAGCCAAUAUCGAUCAGGUGCUUUUGGCGGUGGCGCCUCGAGCUCGAGAGACAGACAGGGAAGAUUCGCCUCUCGGCGCGAUCUCCCUCCUGCCAAUGGUCAGCCCCUAUCUCCUAUCAGCCGAGAUAUUCAUCCGGAAAUCUCUGUUCACCCAAAGACUGAGUCUACAGAAUUUUCAGGGGAUCAAGAACUUUCGACGCAGGAUUCAGAUCCUCGUCAAUUGCUUGACAGCGAAAGACAGGGCGGUGGUACGACAAAAGAUGGGACCUCGUCUCCAAGUGAUGACUCGCCGGACGAAUUCUUCGACGGCUUUGCAAGUCACACUGCCGAGCCUUUGAACUCUCCUCCGCCGCAGGAUUUCGCAUUCCCAAAGUCGACCGGGGCCCGGCCUUUUGCAAAGUACGUGCUCCCACAAGAGUCGGGUGUGGCAAUUGUCAAGCAGUUACUGGAGGAGCACGGGUUUUUGCACACCCAAGAGAUCUGGAACAAAGGCACCGGUGGUCGUGAACGGCCAAUCCCAGACGCUUUUGAAUUUCAACCGGAUGGACGUAUACGGAUGAAGCGCGUUUCAACACUAAGAGAAGGUAGACGGCCGUGGAUCCCUCCGCGUCAACCUCCAUUCCCUGAUCACCCUUUCAGAUCAGUUAGCUUCCUGAAGUCUACUCUGCUCCAUUCAUUGGAAGAACAGGGUCUCAUCCACAAAUGUAUGGAACAGCGACCGUUCGCAAAUGAUGAGGAGCACCUCGAAGCGAUCCUGAAGGCAGAGUCGAUAAAUCGCCAGCGCGAAAAGAGAGUGAUGUGGGAACGAGAGAGGCAUGGCAAGGCUCUUGAUUUUCCUGAACCGGUUGAACCACCAUCUCACGCCUUGGUUUAUGGUUGGCGAUUAGGUUCUGAAAAUAAGCCUGACGAAGUGGAUGAAAAAGCUUGGGAGAGGGCCAUCAGGGGAGAGCGAGCACAUCACGAGCAAAAGGCUCGAGAAGCCAUCCAGGCCGCAAACCGACAAUUAAUCCGACGAGUCCAGGGUAGAGAGGCCAAGGAGCAGCGGAGAAAGUGGAGGGCAGAAGAUGCAGAGCUCGGCAUCGCGCUCCACGUGAAGCGGGAGAAGAGGCGACUCGAAGCGAUGGAAUCCAUCGGACAUUAUGCGGACAGCACUGGAAACGACGUCAGUGGUUGGAUCCAGGAGAUGAGUCAGGAGUUGGGCGAAGUAAGUCCUUGGAGACCCACUCAUUUGCAACCUGGUGGAGUCGUCGCCAGGAAGGGAAGAACGGCUGGUAUGAAGCCAGACGGCUUUCCAAUCAAUUAGAUAUAAUUGCUCAUGCUACAUUGUACAAUUAUGGCAAA